CAAAUGCCCUCUCGGGACUGAUCCAGAGCUUGUUGAUGGAUUUCGGAGCCCAGUCUCGGUGUCCCAAGGCCAAUCCGGUGCCACUGACGUCACGCUGCGACUUUCCAUAAAAGCGGCAGUGGUCACCCCACUGCUCAACUCUGGACUCAGGACAUCUUCUAGGAGGUCAGGGAGAGGCUGACAACUUGUUGGUCUCCACAGGACGGCAGUGAGUGUGUUCCACGUGGGGAGAAGAUGGUGGCCCUUCCUGGAACUCUCCCGACUCUGCUCCUGCUCUGGGCCUCCGUGUCCACCCAAGUCUCCUCCAUCUCCUUGCACCAUACCAGCACAGGAGGUAUCUGCCAUGGGCCCUGUGGGUACCAAAAUUACGAUUAUACCUGGUGCUGGCAGAUCGGGAAUUCCGGGAGGAAAUGGGAUUACUGCUCUUUGAAGAACGGGCUGGAAUACAAGGGUCGCCACUGUGCGUCGCCUUGCGACUCCUGGGGCGAAAAGUACCGAUUCUGCUACUUACAGGAUGGUUCCUGGGGCUACUGUGGGCUGAUCACCGAGGAGGUGCACCUCGAGUUCUCCCUGAACCACCAGAUCUGCACCUCCGCCUGUCGCAUGAGCGGUGGCAACUUCAAGUGCGACACGGCCCAGGGCCACGAGGCUUGCACCCCCUUCGCCGACAUGACCAGCUCCGGCCUCCCCUGCCACCCCAACUUCCGCUGCAGCCGUUACGGCACCACGGAGCUGCGCUGCCACACUGACAGCCACGGGGAGGGCUGGGGCUUCUGCGGGUCUAGGAAAGACACCUUCUGCUCCUGGAAGGUAGGGGAGUCACCCAAGAACUGCACCCUCGGCUACCUGGACGGGAAGGAUCGAGUCGCCUUCCACAGGGAGGUGCAGGAGGAUCUGAAGAAACCGGACAGCGAGCAGUUCCAGGAAGCCGUGCGCCUCAUAGACAGCAUCAAUUCGUCCGCCUUCCUCCCAGCCAACGAGGAGGCCGCCUUGGUGCAGUUUCAGCAGGUGGACGAAGCCAGUUGCAAUGGCCUCGACUACACCAAGCUGGAGUUGCAGGUGGACAGGCUCUCCAACCCCAAAACCAUCGCCCGGGUGAUCUUCCCCGGGCAGCUGAAUGAGGUUGGCUUCCUCCGUCUGGCCCUCUAUGCCAGCCUUCACAGCGCCUUCUACAAACCCGGCUAUGCUGUCCUCCUGUCCCUCUGGGAGAACCAGGACUGUCCCUCCUUCUUCUAGCGGGGGACCCCGCCCAUCCCUCCUGCCCCCACGAUCCGUCUCAGCCAUCCCAGGGCAAGGGGAUGCUACUCCUCCAGGCCUCCCGCAGCUGAGCCUCGGCCCCAGAUCCUCUAGCUCCUCCUCUCUCUUGCCUCUGGCCCUCUCUCCUCCUUUUCCAGGCCCGAAAGCCCGCUCCAGCCAGGAACCUACCCCCAUCUGCCCUACGGGAGGAAUCUCGAUGGGGGAUUGGGUGGGGGGACAGUUUCUCUUCAGGGCCAGAUGACUGUCCCUUCGUGAUUGCUUGUAACCUUCUCGUCCUCACAACAAUUACGUUCAUGCCACCAUG
This is a messenger RNA of Tachyglossus aculeatus (Australian echidna), 1561 nucleotides long. RefSeq lists its product as uncharacterized. Bases 235 to 1236 code for a protein of 333 amino acids. The record is from RefSeq and is a predicted model, not a curated record. The transcript is spliced from 3 exons. NCBI's taxonomy places the organism in Eukaryota, Metazoa, Chordata, Mammalia, Monotremata, Tachyglossidae.